GUGAGGGCUAGAGUGCCUUGCAAACACACAUUAUGAUCAGGAAAUGAAUUUUCGAACUUUGGCGAACCACUGAACUAGCCGAAGUUCCGAUAUUUGUUCAAUUGGGCAAACUUGAUCUGGUGUUAUUUUCUAUACCAUUAUCCUUUUCCACUGAUUCCUGCAUUGAUCAAAGAUCAAUCUGUAUAUUAGCUCCAUGAUCAAAGCAGGGCAUGCUAGCAUCAACUGGACUAUAAGUAUAUACCCACAUUUCCGCCUUGAUAUGAUCUAUAUUAUGAUGGACCUAUGUGAUCUACUCCACGACUCUCGGGAUGUUCGAUGGGGUAUGUGUUUGCAGUGCUGUUAGCCUAUACAGCUUGAUCCUAAAGGUAAACUGGGAUAUGGAUCCGUGUGUCAAUGGCAGACAGUGACAUUGGAUGAUGCAAUUUAGACAAUAAGAAAAAGUGAAAGAGGGAGAAGAAAGGGGCUUUCUACGACCACCAUGGGCUAUUAAAUCGAUUUUUUCCAAGUUCAGGUGAUGCAGGAUUUAACACUGUCAAGCUGCCAAGUCGAAAUCUGCAGGAUAGCCCUGCAUGCUUUGCAACAUAAUGAUUCGAACCGUUCGGAGAAAGGGAACCAUCUGCCAUCAGCAUGAUCAGGCAAAUCUUGACUACGAUCCUGUUCAAGCGAAUUUACAGGACAUUACCCAGAUGGAUGCCGACAACAAGAGCGACAGUGUCGACAGAUCAUCUGAGACAUCAUGGAAAGUUAUUCUCAAGAGAUUAUUCUACAAUCAUAGAGGUGUGAUCUGGGCCAUUAUAUCCGUCUGUGUCGGUACAGCAAGCGUCGUAUGUAUCAAACUCCUGGCAGGAAAAGUAGCAGCUACCCAAAUACUCUUCUUUCGGGGGCUGGCCCAGGUGAUAUUCUCUUUGCCACACCUUAUGUUUUAUAAGAUUUCGCUUCGGUUCCCUGUGAAAAUAGCGCUGUUGAUAUUGGUGAGGGCAUUGGUCGGAUCGCUAAGUGCCCUCCUAAACUACUUCGCCUUCCAGGUUAUCCCAGUUGCAACAGCUAAGGCGUUGCUCUACGGUUCGCCUCUCUUCACUGGCAUCUUUGCCCGGGUAUGUCUUGGAGAACGUUGUUCCGUUCCAAUCGUGUUCUUCGCCUUUCUAACCGUCAUAGCUGUCACUCUAGUCGUUCAACCAUCAUUUAUAUUUGGCGGCGGUGAAAUCGUACAAUCGAGUGGAGUAAUAUGCGCAAUUGUAGGUGCCGCUGUCUUGGCUAUAAACACAAUCAUCUUACGAUUCAUGCAAAUUUUACGUAUUGAUGCAUUCGCCAUCAUUUUCACCUACGGGCUCAUUGCCAUGUUCUGCAGUAGUGUCACAUCCAUAACACUUGGUGAGUGGACAAACCCUCAUUGUGGGAUCGACCGUUGGUUCGUAAUAGGCCUGGCGAUAUCAGGAUUCCUAGAGCAAGUCUCAGUUACACUAGCUCUGAAGACCGAACCAGCACUGGUUGUUUCCAUUAUCCGGACGAAUGAUGUUUUCCUCUCUUUCGUGUUUGACUUGUUCAUAUUCGACAUCAUACAUAAUGCAUGGACCAUCGUCGGAGCGGUUUUAGUUGUCGGAAGUGCCGUUGGGAUGACGAUAUCGGCAAAUCAUGAACAAAAGAAACGGAUGAAGGAGGAGGAGGCCGAAGAGGGAGAUCAGGCAUCAUAAAACCUUCGGAGGGCGCCGUGCCGCUCCAUGACGUCCUUCCAUGGUUAUUUUUUUACUUUCAUUUUUUUUCUCAAAUAGGCCCUAUGCCUAUUACAAAUUCCGUGUGUUCCACCUUCAGGUCGUAUUUAUGUAAAAACAAAACAAAAAAACAAUCAGAUACUCAGAGUAAUCAUAGCUAUUUUCUUUGUGGUUGUAAUAUUUAUCAAUUGAACUACACGUCCAAUGCUAUUAUGCAGAUAUGCUGAUCUGUAUUGAUUGAUUGCCAUUAUAAUUGGUGUUACUUUGUCUACCUCAUAUUUGUAUUUGUAUUUUUGUUAAGCGAGAAUCAGUUUUCAACUAAGUCUACUGGACAAUAAAUCAAAUUAAUUUUUCAUUCCCUCUCUCUCAAAAGCUCUGCAGUGUCGGCCAUGAAUGAAAACUAGUCACUUUUGACAUUGUGACUGUCGCGGCCGGUCGAGCAUGUCUGAAGUAUUGCCACCGACCCGUUGCAUAAAACGUUUGGCUAUGAAAAAAACUCUGGCAAACAAAAUUAUGCCAUUGAAACUUACACAUUAAAAAAAUCUGGCAAAAAUUUGCCAGAGUUUUUUAAGACAAAAACUUUAUGCAAUGGUCCCAGUAUGAUUGUGACGUCAUCUCCGAUUAAGCUCUUUAUGGGCAGAAUAAUAGGUUUAUUUCCAAUUCGUCUAAAUGCCAAUUGCCAACUCGUCUACCAUCAUUUGGUCUACCAUCAGUUCCUCCACUCAACACAUGGUCUACUUUCAUUUAGUCUAAUGCCAUUCCGUCUAAUAACCAGUUGGUCCUAUAGCCAUUUAGUCCAUAUACCAUUUGGUCUAAUUAGACCAAGUGUUAUGAGACGAAAUGGUCAUAGACGAAAUGGUGAUUAGACGAAGUGAUGUUUGACCAAAUGGUUAAUGGACCAAAUGGUUGUUAGACGAAAUAUUGAUGGACGGAAUGGCAUUAGACGAAAUAUUGAUGGACGGAAUGGCAUUAGACGAAAUGAUAGUAAACCAUGUGGUGUGUGGACCAGUUGGCAGUAGACGAACUGGCAAUUUACCGAAUAAUAGUCAUCAAAUUGGAAAAAAAACAUGUUGGUUUUGAUAAACAGACGGCUUCUGGCAGCUUCGUCAAAAUCAAAUGUAAAAUAAGGAAACUGUGGCGUCUUCAGCCCCCAUCACACUUAUUCGGAAUCAAGCAGAAGAUGGAACGAAAAAAAAUAUUCAAAAAAUCUAGAACUUAUGAAUUCACCAAACUGGAGUUGAAAUUUUGACCAGGUGAAUCAUCAUACACUAGUCAAAAUGAACCGCAAUGGAGUCAGAUUGAUAAUUCGUGCUACAUUCUUGGACAUUCUAUGCGGCGCAUUCUAAAUAUUCUGACUGCAUUCUGAGUGUAUUCGAAAUAUUUUUGUCGUUUCUUUUGGCCGUCCCGAAGGUUUUGGUCAUAUUCAAAACAUUCGAGGGGUAUUUUCGAACGGUGUUCGAACUUUGUUCGAAGUAGAUUUAAAUGACCAACUAACUGGUGGUCGAACAAUAGUCCUUUCAUUCCGGCCAAUUCUGCUUGAUUCGGAAUAAGUGUGGGGAAUGAAAGCAUGUCUAAUUCAUUGAAUGUGCAUUAUUGGGAGUAUAAUCUCCCGUUGCUCUCCUCCUAUUAUACAUUGUAAUUUAGACAUUUUUUUCUUUCCGUUGAUAGUUUAGAGGUAUUUCAAAUUCUAUAAUUUUAGUAUGUCAUUAAUCAUGUCUAUUGACUCAUUCAAGGGAACCUUCAUAAGCAAACUAUGCUUUUCAGUUGGUUCCCUUUUCCUUUCUUAUUUUCUUACGUAUCGCCUAAUUUUAUUGUUGUAAAUAUGAAGUGUAAUAUAUUCUACUUCAAUCAAUCUAUCUAU
Messenger RNA from Lytechinus pictus (painted urchin), 3570 nucleotides. RefSeq names its product solute carrier family 35 member G1-like. The coding region runs from base 570 to 1691 and encodes 373 amino acids. Gene Ontology annotation, cellular component: membrane. The record is from RefSeq and is a predicted model, not a curated record. NCBI's taxonomy places the organism in Eukaryota, Metazoa, Echinodermata, Echinoidea, Temnopleuroida, Toxopneustidae. The transcript has a single exon.